UCCGUUCUUGUUGGGCCGAGCAGUACUACUUUGUGCCUCAUAGACGAAGCGACCAGCUUUGCCCUAUAAAUUUAUUUUCCAAAUAAUAAUCAUGCGGAAUAUUUCCUUCAUUUUGGCUGUGGUUACGAUAAUUAUGUGUCACCAUAAUACAUCAGCAAAAACGGAGGAUUCCGUGGAGAUCGGCAAGUUUUUUCAAAAGAUUUUUGAUGCAUCUAUGAACCAAAUCCAGAAAGGAGACUUAGAUCUCAUAGAAUCAGCAAUCCACGAGCUGAAGACUCAAAGCGAAGAUGCUAAAAAUUGCACACUGCAGGUGUUACAUGGACUUGAUGGAAUGAAAGGAAAGCUUGAUGAGGGAAAAGAACUGGAUCGUCAGAGGGAUGAGAAACUAAAGGGCGAUUUGAGUCAGUUGUCAAACUUGCAAAACGAGUUGUUUGCAGCGUUUACAGCAGAGAGUAAGGCAAAAGUGAGCAUCGAUGAUGAAUUGAAAAAACUUAUAAAUUCGCUAACAAUUAUAAGAGAAGAGCGCGAAAAUGAUGAAAUGAAGAAAGCUGUACUGAAACAGGAACUACUAUGCUUUAAAUAUUAUGCGUUCUACAAUGUGACAAAUAUAAUAAAUGUAGGAAAGAAAAGAUACUUUUUAAAACCUGACUAUGAUGCAAAUCACAUGUUUACUUGGGCCAAGUCAAAAUCAUAUUGCGAGGAGAGGAGAGCCAGCCUUGUCACGAUUGAAUCCAAGAGCGAAUUGGUUUCUUUAUCACAUUUCAUAACCAAUACAUACAAACCACAUUAUGGCUUUUGGCUUUCCGCUACAAAAGAUGGGACCCAAGAAGGACGUUAUAUGUGGCCAAAUGGAAAGAUUAUUGAAAAGGGACACGAAUGGUGGAGUUCUGCUUAUCCAGUUGACAAUGACGGCUCAGAGCAUUGCGUUGGAUUGUUUCCAAGCCUUGCGAGUUUGUUUGACUAUUCCUGCUCAUCCGUGUCAAAUGUUAUCUGUGAAUUAACUUCAGAAUGCCGUUUAGACUAAAAAUUUAAUUAAACCAGAAAAUUUAUAGCAUUUUUCUAGAAGUAUUAAAAAAAUAAAAUUUGCUUCAAUUUAUACCUUAAUUUGGUACAAACAGGUCGUUUUAGUAACUCAAUUAACGAGUGACCGGUGCAAGCGAAUAUUUAGGGCAUUUGUUUGUUAUAUUCUCGGUGCUGGCGAAUUGCGAAUUAAGUGGUCUGCUUGCGACGCACAGCCUUUUCGCCACCGCCGACAAUAACUUAAUUAUUAAUUUGCCAUUCACGUGGCCUCAAUUUAGUUGCGCCAGCUUCGGCCCUGAUUGCUGACCACUUUUUUUUUAUUACGACGACUGAUGCGGUGCUCUUUGAAAGAGAGAAAAGCUGCGGCAACACAGAAGCGGCGGAAAAUGCGCAAACAGCUUGUAAAUCCGAGAAACGUCUCUCGAGAAGAUGAUGUUUGAUUAGAGAAGAGCGCUUUUUAUUUGAUCAAGUGUUCAAAAGAGGCAAAAAAUUCCAGAAGUCGAAUGCCACUGUGGUGAGUGAUGCACCGGAAUACCUUAGAAAAGUAUUAUGUAAGCUAAAUAAAGAAAGUUAAAUUUUAAUCAUGGAAACAAAAAAGUUAAACUAUAGAAAAAUUUAAUGUCCAAUUAUUUGUAAUUUCUAUUUGCAGCCACAUUUAUCAUGAAUAUUUUUGUUUUUAAUUUUUUUUAAAAAUUACAACUCCUGAGAAAUUGUCUAAAAAUAAGAUUUAAGUAAUGCAUAUUAUAGAAAACAAUUCCUUCACUAUUAUAGCAACAACAACAACAAAUACAAACAAAAACCAAAUUAUGUAAUUACUGCAAAAAGAACUUUUAUUCUGAGGCCUAACAUAAAAUAAUAGACGA
This is a messenger RNA of Neocloeon triangulifer, 1883 nucleotides long. RefSeq lists its product as uncharacterized. NCBI's taxonomy places the organism in Eukaryota, Metazoa, Arthropoda, Insecta, Ephemeroptera, Baetidae. Gene Ontology annotation, molecular function: carbohydrate binding. Gene Ontology annotation, biological process: biological process involved in interspecies interaction between organisms. The record is from RefSeq and is a predicted model, not a curated record. The transcript is spliced from 9 exons. Bases 92 to 1024 code for a protein of 310 amino acids. Gene Ontology annotation, cellular component: external side of plasma membrane.